This is a messenger RNA of Puntigrus tetrazona (Sumatra barb), 831 nucleotides long. Its product is annotated as hepatitis A virus cellular receptor 1-like. Bases 1 to 831 code for a protein of 276 amino acids. The record is from RefSeq and is a predicted model, not a curated record. The transcript has 4 exons. Lineage: Eukaryota; Metazoa; Chordata; Actinopteri; Cypriniformes; Cyprinidae.
AUGAUACGUCGGAAGCCAGAUGAUAUAGAGCUGCUAGAUCCUGUUGUGCCGAGGUCUUCUGUAACGAAGAGUCGGAGACGGUUGGAUCCAUUUGCUAGCUCUUCAAUGAGAAUAGUCAGGCAGGAGAUCAACAACAGAGAUGGUCAAGGUUGUGAAAAACAGGCAAAGGGUAAACCAACAACCACAACUGUUUCAACAUCUACUCCUAAACCAACAACCACAACUGUUUUAACUUCUACAACAGAACCAACAACCACAACUGGUUUAACAUCUACAGCUAAACCAACAACCACAACUGUUUCAAUAUCUACAGCUAAACCAACAACCACAACUGGUUCAACAUCCACAGCUAAACCAACAACCACAACUGGUUUAACAUCUACAAUAGAACCAACAACCACAACUGUUUCAACAUCUACAGCUAAACCAACAACCAUAACUGGUUUCACAUCUACAACCGAAACAACAACCACAACUGUUUCAACAUCUACAGCUGGUUUAACAUCUACAGCUAAACCAACAUCCACAACUGUUUCAACAUCCACAACUGUUUCAACAUCUACAACAGAACCAAUAUCCACAGGUGUUACAACAUCUACUCCUAAACCAACAACCACAACUGUUUUAACUUCUACAACAGAACCAACAACCACAACUGUUUUUACAUCUACUCCUAAACCAACAACCACAACUGUUUCAACAUCUACAGCUAAACCAACAACUACAGCUGUUUUAACAUCUACAACAGAACCAACAACCACAACUGUUUUAACUUCUACAACAGAACCAACAACAACCAACAACCACACCUGUUUUAACUUCGACAGCUGA